Molecule: messenger RNA, 1647 nt
Organism: Penicillium vulpinum
Lineage: Eukaryota; Fungi; Ascomycota; Eurotiomycetes; Eurotiales; Aspergillaceae
Product: putative GABA permease
Exons: 9
Coding region: 1-1647 (548 amino acids)
Biological process (GO): transmembrane transport
Cellular component (GO): membrane
Molecular function (GO): transmembrane transporter activity
Source: RefSeq, a predicted model, not a curated record
AUGGAGGAUAUAAUGGAGAAAGUGGAAUCCAAGACGAGUAAGAGACGUCAGUCCACGGCCACUCAUGACUCGAAGCCCCAGGCUGGGGAUAUGGAGUUGCUAGCGACACUUGGAUACAAGCAGGAAUUGCGGCGCCAUUAUUCGACGCUUCAGAUAUUUGCUGUCGCCUUUAGUAUUAUGGGGCUUUUGCCUUCCAUUGCGACUACGUUGGCGUUCUCAAUGCCCGCUGGUCCGGUGGGAAUGGUUUGGGGUAUGCAACUAUCUUUCCAGAAGUGGAGUUCCGGAUGGUUGGUUGCAAGUUGCUUUAUCUUCAUUGUGAGCUUGGCAAUGGCCGAUCUGGCAUCCGCAAUGCCCACCGCAGGCGGACUCUACUUCUGGACACACUACUUCGCAGCCGAGAAAUGGAAGAACCCGCUCAGUUUCCUCGUCGGAUAUAGCAACACCAUCGGCUUGAUCGGAGGCAUAUGCUCUAUUGACUAUGGUUUCGCCAACAUGCUCCUCUCAGUAAUAUCCCUAGCCCGCGACGGCAACUGGUCCGCAACAAGACCAAUCAUCUACGGCACAUACGUAGCAACAGUCGUCUCGCACGGCCUCAUCGCCAUCUUCUUCGCCCGCAUCAUGCCGAAAAUCCAAUCAGCCUGUAUCUUCCUCAACAUCGCUCUCGUGGUAGCAACCGUCAUCGCCCUACCAAUCGGCAAAAACAAGAACAGCCCGCCCGUCAACCCGGGCUCGUAUGUUUUCGGAGAGGUUCAGAACUUAACUGCGUGGCCCACUGGUUGGGCAUUCAUCAUGGCGUGGCUCUCGCCCAUCUGGACUAUCGGCGCGUUCGAUUCCUGCGUACAUAUGAGCGAGGAGGCGACGCAUGCUGCUCGCGCUGUCCCGUUGGGGAUUAUCUCCUCCGCUGGGUUGUGUGGUAUUCUGGGCUUUUUCUCGCUGGCGGUUAUUGCCGCUUCGAUGGAUAGGAAUAUCGAGGGGAUUUUGAACUCAAAGUUCGGACAGCCUAUGACUCAGAUCUACUACGAUGCACUCGGCAAAAAUGGAGCCCUGGGCUUCAUGGUCGUGGUAAUGAUCGUCCAAUUCUUCAUGGGAUUGAGUAUCGUCCUAGCCGCCUCCCGCCAAAGCUGGGCUUUCUCCCGCGACGGCGCCCUCCCUCUAUCCUCCUUCUUCCGGAAAGUAAGCCAGCGCAAAAUCAUGCGCUACCAGCCAGUCCGCAUGGUCUGCGGUGUAGUCCUUGCAUCAGCAAUUAUCGGCCUCCUCUGUCUAAUCGACGAAGCCGCCUCCAACGCCCUCUUUUCCCUCGCCGUAGCCGGAAACGACCUCGCCUGGCUAACGCCCAUCCUGGCGCGUCUGCUCUGGGGCGGUGAUCGCUUUAUCCCCGGUGAAUUUUAUACGGGUAAGUAUCUCAGUAAGCCUAUCGGCUGGGUUGCCGUCAUCUAUAUGGUGUUCGUUAUUGUUCUUACCAUGAUUCCUUCUGAGGGGCCGAAUCCGUCGCCGCAAACUAUGAAUUAUACGGUUGUUAUUAAUGGGAGUCUUUGGGUUGGGGCGUUGGUUUAUUAUUAUCUUCAUGCGAGGAAGACGUUCAAGGGGCCUUUGACUACUGUUAGUCCGGAAGAUGAGGGGAAGGCUUUGGAGCAGGAUCCUAAAUAG